Molecule: messenger RNA, 801 nt
Organism: Aspergillus oryzae RIB40
Lineage: Eukaryota; Fungi; Ascomycota; Eurotiomycetes; Eurotiales; Aspergillaceae
Exons: 4
Coding region: 1-801 (266 amino acids)
Source: RefSeq, a predicted model, not a curated record
AUGACGCUUAGCAGCAUGUUCGUCGCCAUCACCCUCAACCUUUUAUCGACUCUCUGCCAAAAGACCAUAGGCCGCUUGAUUCCCAUCAACAUAGACCGUUUCCCUAUGUUUCAUCAACGGAGAGUAAUGGACGACCCACAGGACGGGGAAGACCCACAGGAAUGGGUUGACACACUGGACUGGGAUAUCCCAUACAUCACAAACCCUUCUCUAUCGGCAACGGACCGGACCGUCUUCCACAACCAGGGAUGCACAGUCUUUGGCUACCCCUCCACUGGCGGGGUUCUUAUUAAAGAGGCUGAUCUUGUCGAUAUGCUUUUCCUAUCGCUCCCGCGCUCUCAUGCAUCGCAGUGCUCACCCAGUGCCGACGAAGAAGAUAGGUUCUGUAAUCUUAUGCGACGGACUGGUGCGACACUCUGGCCAAAUAAACAGAAUUGGCGCCAAGUAGAGACGGGUUUUAGAAAGAGAACGAAGGAACAAGCGAAGGUGAUGGUGUACGGUUGGCCGACGGAUGGAGGUGUGUGGGUACUAAGAUUUGAAAGUUCCGAGGAACUGCCACAUGAUUUUGGGAGAAUAGGUUUUGCGAUGAAUAUGGGGGAGAAGAUACAGAUAAUGAGAGAGUAUGGAGCGACUGCCGUGGGAGGCUCGGGCGACCUGGAGACGGAGUUGUCGCAGCCCAUAGCAUCUUUGAUGAAGGUUUGGAGUUGCAUUCUGGUCUUACAUGAUUUAGGUCCGGUUUGGUCUCGUCAUGAAAUCAGUAACCACAUCAAACCUGUCUUAAGCGGAUCAUAUUCUUCAUGA